Molecule: messenger RNA, 702 nt
Organism: Aspergillus niger
Lineage: Eukaryota; Fungi; Ascomycota; Eurotiomycetes; Eurotiales; Aspergillaceae
Exons: 4
Coding region: 1-702 (233 amino acids)
Source: RefSeq, a predicted model, not a curated record
AUGGACGUGGUGGGAAGAGCUGCUGGUGGUGACGCUCCUUUGGGGACUCUCUCCAACCCAUGGUUACGGACCACCAAUCAUAUUUUGGGCGCUAUUUGGAUUUUCUUCUGCACGAUCUUACUCGUCAUGCGAAUGUACACCAAGAUCCACAUAAUGAGGAAGUUUUGGUGGGAUGAUGGUACGUUUUCUUAUGCUUAUAUGGAUUGGACUAUCCUUUCGAUUGGUACUCAAUCUGUUAUUCUCUACGGUUACAGCUAUGGAGGCUAUGGUGUCCACCUGGAGUACCUGACUCCCGCGGUUCUCGAUAUCUAUGUGAAAACCAUUCUCUCCGCCGCGAUUAUCUACGUCCCUACCCUAGCUGCGGCCAAGUUCGCUCUGCUGAUGCUUUACUAUCGUCUGUUGCACAUGAUCCGCAUCUGGAGAAACAUCAUCUUCCUCGUCACCUUCUUCAUUGCCGGCUACACGAUCGCUCUCACCCUGGGUCUCAUCUUCCCUUGCCAACCCAUAGCCAAGAACUGGGACUUGACCAUCACGACCGGUCACUGUGUCAACCGCGUCGGAUUCUAUCUCGCUACGGCUAUUACGAACACAGUUAGCGAUGUAUUAUUGAUCAUCAUCCCCAUCCCAGUCAUAGCCAAGCUGAAGCUUCCCCUGGUCCAGAAGCUCGGGGUCGGCUGCAUGUUCGGAAUUGGUUGUUUGUAG